Molecule: messenger RNA, 2190 nt
Organism: Desarmillaria tabescens
Lineage: Eukaryota; Fungi; Basidiomycota; Agaricomycetes; Agaricales; Physalacriaceae
Product: cytochrome P450
Exons: 23
Coding region: 1-2190 (729 amino acids)
Molecular function (GO): iron ion binding; oxidoreductase activity, acting on paired donors, with incorporation or reduction of molecular oxygen; monooxygenase activity
Source: RefSeq, a predicted model, not a curated record
AUGAGCUUGUCAAACUACCUGGUGCUCCUCGGAAAGUAUUACACAUUCUUACAUUCAAACCUAGUCAAAAUUCCCAACCAAUUGGAACCUACAGUAAAUAUCCAGUUUUGCUGUUUCAUUGACCGGCGACGACAUGGAGACCACGACUCGCUUGUACUGGUACAGCUAGUAGUGCCAAGCGUCAGACGCUGGUACAACGCCUCUUUCCAGUCAAGAAUCAAGAUCGCCUUGGACGAAAUGAUUACAUACCCAGACUGGAAGUUGAAGCUCUUUGAACGCGGCCAGGCAGCGCGACGCCGCCGAGCCAACGUGAUCGUUGCGGUCAUCCUUUUUCAAUCGGCGGUCCUUGGCAUUCGCAUAUGCAAUGCCAGCGGCUAUUGCCUUAAUCGAGGAACCGUUCGUAGUGGCUGGGCGUGGCUUGGAUACUUGCGAGACAGCUUCGCUUUACAGCAGGGUCCAAUCAUUCCGGUUUCUCUUGAGACACGAGGUCUAAUAGGACAAAUGAAGGAUGAUUCCCUCUUAUCCAAAAUGGCGAUGGACACCACGAGGGUCAAUAUGUACGUAGGCGCCAGCAGGGAGAAAGCAAAUUUCUUCGUACUGUCCUUCGUCUCACUGCAGACAGCCGAAGAAAAGUCAGACGACUUUAAUCUAAUCAACUACGUCCUGCCUUGUUCGGCUCUCUGGGCACUUCGGCACUUCUUGACGGAGUCUGGUUUCAGCAUUCCUGUGUGGCCAGUUUUCGUACUUCCUUUCGUAUCACAGGUUAUCGUUCGACUGGUGCACGGCUGGUACAUAGGUUUCGCCAUCCGCAGGGACGCAGCUGCGCAAGGUGCAAUCCUUAUGCCCUAUGUUCAGGAAAGCAGUAUUUCUAUCAUGUGGCGCAUUGUGGACAGCUUCAAGAACGGAUAUCCCAGCGAAGUGUUCCAGAAAUGGAGCGAACAAUACGGAAAUACCUUUUCGUUCGGUACUCUUUCCUCCAAAUGGACACACGAGGUCUUUACGAGCGAGCCAGAGCAUAUCAAGGCCGUCUUAGCGACGCAGUUUCGCGACUUUGAAAAAGGUGCCUUUGUUUUCAACGCCACGAAAGCUCUUUUCGGCGUAGGCGUGUUUAGUACAGAUGGUGAAAUGUGGAAGUUUCAUCGGACGAUGACAAGACCAUUCUUCAACAAAGAGCGGAUUUCCGAUUUUGACAACUUCGAGAGACACGCCGUUAGUACGAUCACCCAGAUCAAAGCGAGAUUGAGGGAGGGCUAUCCAGUCGAUUUUCAGGAUGUCGUUGCUCGUUUCACGUUAGACUCUGCUACGGAGUUCCUGUUAGGAAAAGAUGUCAACUCCAUAUCUGCGGGUCUUCCUUAUCCAGCUGGAUCGCCGUUGGGGGAUAAUCUGCAUUUCGUCAAUCAUCCGUCGAAUGCGUUCGUCAAGGCGUUUGCGGAGGCACAAGUGCAAAACAUGAUUCGCGUCAAGAGCGGGGCUUCUUGGCCUCUGCGCGAAAUAUUUCGAGAUAAGUCAGUCGGGUCUGAGAAGAAGCUCGACAACAUGACUUUGUUGGAUCGUCUCGUAGAAGAAGCCGAUGACCCUAAAGUUGUUCAGGACGAACUUGUCAAUGUUUUGGUGGCUGGUAGAGACUCGACCGCUUCUCUCCUAACUAUGGCAGUGUAUAUGAUGUGUGAGCAUCCAGACAUGGUUACUCGUUUACGGUCCGAAAUUUUCGGAAAAGUUGGCAAUAGACGACCGACAUACGAGGACAUUCGUGACAUGAAGGUAUCCGCGGUUUCAACUACCCUUCCAAACAAGGGGCGCCCACCUUACUAUGUCCCACGAGAUACGCUGCUGACCUACUCUGUGUUUCUGAUGCACCGGCGUACAGAUCUGUGGGGACCAGAUGCCCUCGAAUUUGACCCGGAUCGGUUCCUCGAUAGCCGGUUGCAGAAAUAUCUAACUCCUAACCCUUACAUAUUUCUACCUUUCAAUGCGAGUCCUAGAAUUUGCCGAGGUCAACAGAAUUUCUCGUCGUUCAGCCUUGCUCGGGAUGCGCAACCUGCGGAAGGCAUACCUCCGGCAAGCUGGACCCCAACACCCGGGACGACUAAAGGCAGGGACAAAAUUAUGUUCGGUAUAACCAUCACAAUAUACGCCAAGGGUGGAUUGUGGGUCAGAAUGGAAGAAGCCAAAGAUGGGACGACGUUAUGA